Durio zibethinus is the source of this 1629-nucleotide messenger RNA. Its product is annotated as 3-oxoacyl-acyl-carrier synthase-like protein (Protein of unknown function DUF455). The record is from RefSeq and is a predicted model, not a curated record. Lineage: Eukaryota; Viridiplantae; Streptophyta; Magnoliopsida; Malvales; Malvaceae.
UCUUAACAAGUGUUGCUAUUAAGUUAACUCGAAAGAAGAGCCGGCUGCUACCUGUCACGGAAAUAAAUUUGUGGCUAGGACGGGAGGUGUCACUAUAUGGGCGGCAGCAGUCUGUCAUUAGCCUCUGAAAGGAUUAGAGAGAUGAAUGCAGUUCAAAGGGAGCAAGAAAACGAGACGCUAGUAGAAGCGGCGCUUCGUGUUUUAAACACAGCGGACCCCUUCGAGAAGGCCCGACUCGGCGGCUCAGUUGCCUCCAAAUGGCUCCAAGGAAUUAUCACCCGUCCCUACGAUCCAUUCCAGGACCUUCCCCUGCCCGAUCGCCCCGCCAGGCUCACCAACGUUAAGUUGGUGUCGCCAAGUUUGAUGCCAAAGCUUGGGAAAGCAGGUAGCUUGCACAGCAGGCAAGCCAUCGUGCAUAGUCUUGUACAUACCGAGAGUUGGGCUAUUGACUUGUCUUGGGAUAUAAUUGCUCGUUUUGGUAAGCAAGAGGCAAUGCCAAGAGAAUUUUUCACGGAUUUUGUGAAGGUAGCUCAAGAUGAAGGUCGACACUUCAGCCUGCUUGCAGCUAGACUCGAGGAACUUGGCUCUUAUUAUGGUGCAUUACCUGCUCAUGAUGGGCUUUGGGACUCUGCAAUUGCUACAUCCAAGGAUCUUUUGGCACGUUUGUCAAUUGAGCACUGCGUCCAUGAGGCAAGAGGACUUGAUGUGCUGCCAACAACAAUCUCUAGGUUCCGUAAUGGAGGUGACGAUGACACGGCUGAUUUGCUGGAGAAGGUAGUUUACCCAGAAGAGAUUACACAUUGUGCUGCUGGAGUAAAGUGGUUUAAGUAUCUUUGUCUGAGAUCCAGAAAUCCAGCUUUAUAUCAAGACAGCCUGGCAUCACAAGAAAGUGAGACUCCAGUGGAGGAGGAAAGUGAAGAAGUGAUUCAGAAAUUCCAUGCCAUAGUAAGGACACACUUUAGGGGGCCAUUGAAGCCACCCUUUAACGAGAAAGCAAGGAAAGCUGCAGGGUUUGGCCCUCGGUGGUAUGAGCCACUUGCCGUGAAAGGACCUGCCUCAGAAUCUUAACACCGGAUAUAUACGAAUUUGGUAAACAGUGUUCAUCUUAUUUAUUUUGCUUUUGAGCUCCUACAUAACUUAGCCAUCCCCCAACUCAACCCCUAUGGUACCUACAUGGCUCUGAUUUAUUAAGGCAUCGUCAAAUGCUAAUGCAUAGACAGUGUUCAUAAAAAAAAAAAAUUUUUCUUUAAAUUUUGAACAAAAUCUCUGAAACAUUCAAAAUUUUGAUGAUUAUGGGAAAGCAUAUCACAAUGGCUUUAACCCUACUGAUUUUUUCAUUGUAUGAAUAAUCACUUUUCUUUAUUGAAGACGACUGUAUGAGCACCAUAGUAUCACAGAAAGAGAAGUUUGGCUCUUUCAGGAUCAAUUUUGGUUUCAUUCAUUUAAAGUGUUAUGUUCUAUAUGCAGUUAGAAAGAGAUUGGUUUUGAUCUCCUUCAUUCUCAGCCAUUUACUGCAAUGAGAGACCUUAGAAAUGUUUCCUAAACUCAAUGUAACAUGUGAAGAGAAAUGUUACAUGUAUGGGCCAAUUCUAUGGGCAUUCUUAUGACUUGCUGCCAUUACUUGUUUAA